UGGUCGGCCCCGUCCCGUCCUCGUCGGGACGCGAUGGCGGGGCUGAGCUCGCUGGAGGCGGUGAGGAGGAAGAUCAAGAGUCUGCAGGAGCAGGCCGACUCGGCCGAGGAGCGGGCGGGCAGCCUGCAGCGGGAGCUGGACCACGAGAGGAAAUUGAGGGAAAACGCUGAAGCCGACGUAGCCUCUCUAAACAGACGCAUCCAGCUGGUUGAGGAAGAGUUGGACCGAGCUCAGGAGCGUCUAGCCACUGCACUUCAGAAGCUGGAGGAGGCAGAGAAGGCAGCAGAUGAGAGCGAGAGAGGAAUGAAAGUCAUUGAAAGCAGAGCCCAAAAAGAUGAAGAGAAAAUGGAAAUCCAGGAGAUCCAGCUUAAAGAGGCCAAGCACAUUGCUGAGGAUGCGGACCGCAAGUAUGAAGAGGUGGCCCGUAAAUUGGUGAUCAUUGAAAGUGACCUGGAGCGUGCCGAGGAGCGCGCGGAGCUCUCGGAAGGCCAAGUCCGACAGCUGGAAGAACAGUUAAGAAUAAUGGAUCAGACCUUGAAAGCAUUAAUGGCUGCAGAGGAUAAGUACUCACAGAAGGAAGACAAAUAUGAGGAGGAGAUCAAGGUCCUCUCUGACAAACUGAAGGAGGCUGAGACCAGAGCUGAGUUUGCUGAGAGGUCAGUAACCAAACUGGAGAAGAGUAUCGAUGACUUAGAAGACCAGCUCUACCAACAACUUGAGCAAAACCGCCGUCUAACUAACGAACUAAAGCUGGCCCUGAAUGAGGAUUAAACUCUAGCGGGAAUGAACAGCUUAGUCUUUCUAGCUUAACUCUACAAUCCACGAAGGUUGAAUUGUAGAAACGGAGCCCCAUGUGUUAAUCGCAAGAAACCUAUUAGUUGAUUUUCUGAUUAAUUCUUGAUAAGGCACCUUCAUUAGAGGUUGAGUUGACCAGUUCUGGAGCAACAAAAGUGAGAGAAAUGAGGCUAAAAGGCAGGUCUUAUCUGUCUUUUCCGGUGUCUCUUGGAGCGUUAAAAACCUCUCACUACGAUUUUAAAUGUAGAGUCUUGCUAACAAUAAUCCAAAUUGAAUUGAGGACACCUUCUCAUUGUAGGUAGUCCUCUAAUUGAAGGGAUGCCAUAACUGGGAUCCGAAAUUUAUAGGAGUAAUUGCAGGAGGAGAGCCGGGUUCUCGGCACCCGAACACCGAAGCCAAAAGUACAGGGGAUUCCCAGUUAGUUCAUAUCUGGGAUCCGGGUGCCCUUGUUAGAGUUCUGAUACAACGGGCCCAGGUUAGAAUAAAGCAGCCCUGGAAACCGGAGCCCGGGUGUAAAUCCCUGGUUGAUUGACGAUAACGUUUGCUUCAGCGUUACAGUGUCGUUGGAAUUGGGUGGUGUCAAACCAAGAAUGCCAGGCUUACGUAAUGUGCUUCCUCUGAGUAUUAAGUGAAUGUCAUAUAAGGCUGCAUGCAACAUAAAACUCUUUCACUGGGGAUAAACUGCUUAAGAUUUAACUGCAGAGAUGGUUUAUUUGAAAUGUCAUGUGAAUUUCAUUCUCGUUUUCUGCAAGAUUGAGUUCUAAGUUUUAAUGCCAAUUGCAAAAUGCUAACAGACGAGUACCUCAUUAUUAACAUUGUCUCCGUUUUAUUUGGGGUGAUGGAUUGGCAGUGGUUUGGGUUGGUAGGUUUUCCGAUUCCCACGGCAUUUGAUUACUGAUCCUUAAAUAUAUCGACCUAUACGUAUUCGGUCUUGCAAAUGGAGAUGCAACGUAUAGCACUUGCUUUGCCCGAAGUUUCUUUUUAUUGACGUUCAUUGAAUCGUAUUUAUUGAGCGCUUACUGUGUGCAGAGCACUGUACUAAGCACUUGGAAAGUACAAAUCGACAACAAAUAGAGACAAUCCCUACCCAACGUUGCUAUGCCCUUUCUUAAGGCCGUGUCAGAUUUGGAAAGUAAUCGUGUCAAUCGACCGGUGGUAUUUAUUGAGCACUUACUGUGUGCACAGCACUGUACUAAGCAUGCACUUGGGAGAGUACAAUGCAACAGAGUUGGUAGACACAUUCUCUGCUCACAAUAAACUUACAAUCUAGAAGGGGAGAUGGAAAAUAUAAAUAAAUGAAUGUCUUGGGUCGCAUGACUGAUGCUAAUCAUGUAAAUGUUUCUUGUGUUUGAGUGGUGUUGCAUGCUUUAGCAUAUAGACAAAAGUUGUGUCUAAAGAGCUACUAUUCAUGUCUUAAUUUUCUAAUCCCG
Molecule: messenger RNA, 2225 nt
Organism: Ornithorhynchus anatinus (platypus)
Lineage: Eukaryota; Metazoa; Chordata; Mammalia; Monotremata; Ornithorhynchidae
Gene: TPM1
Product: tropomyosin 1
Exons: 8
Coding region: 34-771 (245 amino acids)
Biological process (GO): cardiac muscle contraction; actin filament organization
Cellular component (GO): actin filament
Molecular function (GO): actin filament binding
Source: RefSeq, a predicted model, not a curated record